Molecule: messenger RNA, 447 nt
Organism: Chironomus riparius
Lineage: Eukaryota; Metazoa; Arthropoda; Insecta; Diptera; Chironomidae
Source: the annotation of a GenBank genome assembly
AUGAAUACAUCAGAUCAGUAUGAUAUGGCUGAUAGCUAUGUUCAGGAUGAAUCAGAAUCAGAACAAGGCUUUUUGAGAGAACAAGACAGAUUCCUUCCGAUUGCAAAUAUUGCAAAAAUAAUGAAAAAGGCAAUACCAGUCAAUACUCAAGGAAAGAUUGCAAAAGAUGCCAGAGAGUGUGUACAAGAGUGCGUAUCCGAAUUUAUAUCUUUUAUUACUUCAGAAGCAUCCGAGCGAUGUUCAAAUGAAAAGAGGAAAACAAUGAAUGGUGAAGAUAUUUUAUGGGCAAUGCAGAAUCUGGGAUUCGACAAUUACAUAGAUCCAUUAAAGAUGUUCCUUCAAAAAUAUCGAGAUGCAUCAAAAAGUGACACAACAAGAGAAGAAUCGAAUGGACAGAAUGAGGAAGCAACUACAUAUAGUAAAUUUCUUAAUGAAAACCCUUAUUAA